AUGGCUGUUAAAGAUGAUUAUCAAGAUUUUAAAGUUGCAUUAAAUGAUCUAAAAAUGAAUAGCAAACCAUUAAUUAAUUUUUUAACAAUACUUGCAGAAGAAAAAAUGCAUAAUGCACCACAAAUUGUACGUGCUGUUGAAGAACGUAUAGUUGAAACUAAAGGUGAUCAUGUUUUACCUGCUUUAUAUGUACUUGAUUCAAUAGUGAAAAAUUUACGUUCAUCCUUGUACGUUCAAUUAUUUGAAGCAAAAUUGCCAGUACUUUUUGCUAAUGCUUUCAAUAAGGUCGAUGAACGUACACGAUCUGCUAUGUUUAAACUUCGUCAAACAUGGUCACCAUUUUUCACUAAUUUAUCAUUGUAUAAUCUCGAUACAAGAACACAUGAUAUUGAUCCAGCAUGGCCUAUUACAGCUAGAGUACCUGAUCCAUCUCCAUUUUUACAAAAUAUUCAUCUUAAUCCAAAUUUUCUUCAAAGAGUAUGUAUUAUUUUUAAAAAAUUUCGAUUUUGA
Rotaria sp. Silwood2 is the source of this 510-nucleotide messenger RNA. The record is from the annotation of a GenBank genome assembly. Lineage: Eukaryota; Metazoa; Rotifera; Eurotatoria; Philodinida; Philodinidae.